This is a messenger RNA of Dalotia coriaria, 588 nucleotides long. RefSeq lists its product as uncharacterized. Lineage: Eukaryota; Metazoa; Arthropoda; Insecta; Coleoptera; Staphylinidae. Bases 121 to 450 code for a protein of 109 amino acids. The record is from RefSeq and is a predicted model, not a curated record. The transcript has 3 exons.
ACACAUAAUCAAAUAAACAGGUAUAAAAGAAACAACGCAGGGAUUAUCUGGUUAGUACAGAUUGCACCUGCAGUCCUUUCAUACCAAUAUAGAACAUAACCUAACUUUAACAUUAUAAAAAUGGUAUUUAAAAUGCAAUCAAACUGUAAACUGCAUCUUUACAUCUUUGUCUUGGCUGUGACGAUGAGUUUGAAGACAUUUGCGUUUCCUGCUGCUCCUGAAGACGAUCGUUAUGUUGACAGAGAAUUUGCUUCGCCUGGUGGUCAUCAAUUAGCAAGCUGGUUGAUUUCUAAGCUUCGCAAGGCUGAAGAUUUUCUUCCCCUGCAAGAAACACCUACAAAUAUUGUACAUCAACCACCUUAUCGUUUGCCAUUGGCAGGAAAACGUAAUUCUGAGUUGACUAGUGUCAUGAUGGGAUUUCCAAAGUCCAUGAUGGAUAACGGACGUUAAAUUGACUAAAUUAAUUAUUACGCAUGCGCUAGACGUAAGUUUCGAUUAUAAUUCUUUGCCCGGUUUGUAAGUAGUGUCACAAUUUGUAUCGUGUAUGUCGUGUGCAAUAAAUAAAACAAAAAAACUUGUUCCACGUCA